This is a messenger RNA of Quercus lobata, 768 nucleotides long. RefSeq lists its product as uncharacterized. Bases 1 to 768 code for a protein of 255 amino acids. The record is from RefSeq and is a predicted model, not a curated record. The transcript has 2 exons. NCBI's taxonomy places the organism in Eukaryota, Viridiplantae, Streptophyta, Magnoliopsida, Fagales, Fagaceae.
AUGCCACCCAAAAAGAAGAGAGUAGCUAAUUCCAAUAGCGAGGAACCUAUUGUUAAUUUGCGUAGGCCAACCAAAGCAAGGGUUGAUACUGAGGCUGAAGUCACUCAAGACAUGAGAAAUAAUGAACGUCCUAGGGUGACAUGCACUGAUCCUUUGUAUGAAGCUGUUGCCCGAUUUUGGACAGGUUGGCCCAUGUUGCUAGUAGAGGCGCAGAAUCCCCUUUCUUUUGAUGGGAAGCCAAAUCCCACGGAAGCUAAGAACUGGUUCUUGCAGAUGGAGAAGUUGUUAGAAGCUUUAGAUUGCACUGACUCUCAGAAGUUGUGGUUUGCAACUUUCAAGUUAAUUGGGGAAGCUGAGCGUUGGUGGAGAUCCACUAUGGCCAUUUUGGAGGGAAUGGACAUUGAGAGAAACCCCAUCACUUGGGAGAAAUUUAAAGGGGUUUUCUAUGAUAACUACUUUGCUGAGGUGGUUCGAGAACGAAAAGAGAGGGAAUUUGCUGAUUUAGUGCAAGGAAGUAUGACUGUUGAGCAAUAUGCAACUAAAUUCAUCGAGUUAUCUCACUUUGGACCACACUUAAUCUUUACUGAGGCGAAGAAAGCAAGCAGAUUUCAAAAGGGCUUGAAUGAGAGACUUCGACACCAUCUGAUUGCAUCAGGGAUUGAUAAUUAUGGAGAGUCAGUUAAGAGAGCUAUGAGACUGGAGGAAGAUUUCAAGAACAAUGUUAAGAAUGAGAACCCACCUAGAAACACUGGACAGAUAGGCUUUUGA